Molecule: messenger RNA, 2126 nt
Organism: Plectropomus leopardus (leopard coralgrouper)
Lineage: Eukaryota; Metazoa; Chordata; Actinopteri; Perciformes; Serranidae
Source: RefSeq, a predicted model, not a curated record
AUGAGGACGCUGAGGAGAGCCUUAUAUAGAGCCAUCCAGUUAUCAGCCGGAUACGACCGGCGAGUCCAGUCUGAGUCACAGCUCCCAGUCACCACGCGACACGUCACUGCCGCCACAGUCUCACCGCGUGAAGCUCGAGUCAUCAAGGUGACUGCAGCGGAGCCACGCCUCCUUUACGGAGCACUGCGGGGCGAGGGCGAGGAAAAUACACCCUUCAUGGUUAAAGCGCCUGCUCAGUCGACAUCACGUUAUAUUACUGAUACAUUGGAUAAGCAGCUGGGUGUCUCACAUGUCUUCUGUCUCUCUAAGUGGACAUAUAUCUGGGUGUCUCCCAUGUCUCCUUUCUCUUGUGAGAGCAGUGGUGCUCGUGGCGCUCAGAUAAACAUCACGCCGUCUCUCUUCCUUAUACGGCAGCAUGUGUUGAGCAGCACGGGGACGCUGCUCUUCGUCUCCGUCCUCGUUCUCAUAAAGCAGACAGACGCUGCAGCCGGUUCCUCUCACAGUGGACACCAGGGGAGGUCUCCGCUGGCCGGACGCCACGUCUCCGACCUGAGCUCACGUUUUCUCGCAGACUCAGAGUCAAAGUGUUUCUGCUGCUGGACAGAGGACAGAGCAACAGAGCGUCUGUCUCCAGAGUGUCCUGGAGCUCAGGGGACACGAUUCCCCGACGAGUCCAGAGGAGAGGACGCCGGCGCCGAGGAAGUUGAGGAGGACGUUGCCAUGGGAACAGAUACAGGGCCGGCUGCCAAACUCUGUAAAACGGAGUCUCAAACACAAGUGUCCCCGAGUAAGACAGGCAGUCAGGUGUCUCGCCAUCCAUGGAGCGCGUCCAUGAAGGACAGACAGAACUCCAGAGGGACAGACAGGACCAGCAGUGUGGACAGUGAGACGUCGGCCGACUACAGGAUACCCCCUCCACAGGUAGCCAGGAAGUCGGUCCUGGAUCAGCUGAACCACAUCCUGUUCUCUGACGAUCAGAUUCCUGAUUCAAUCAUCCUGAUCAACACCACGGACUGGCAGGGACAGUAUCUGUCCGAGCUUCUCUUCGAUCAGCCGAUCGUCUGCACCGUCUCGGCCGCCGACGUUCAGGCCGCCUUCAGCGCCAUCAUCAGCCGCAUCCAGAGAUUCUGUAACUGUAACUCGCAGACCCCGCCCACCGUGAAGGUGGCGGUGGGCGGAGAUCAGAGCUACCUGAGCACCGUCCUCUGCUGCUUCGUCGAGCAGCUGGCCAGCAAGACGCCCGAUUGGCUGAGCUACGUCCGCUUCCUCAUCCUCCCCGUCGGAGCCCACCAGCUGGCCAAGUACCUGGCCGCCCUGGACGGUAAAUUCAACAGCCUGUUCAUGGACGCCGGCUGGAGGGAGCUGUUCGCACGCGUGGAGUCUCCUCCUCUCGAUCCCGUGGGCGUGGCCAGUCGAGUGUGUCAGUAUCUGAGCGGAGCUGCUGUUUCUCACCUGUGUCCGAUCUCCGAGGCCAUGCUCACCUGCAAACACAAGAGCCCCGAAGACGACUCCUGUCAGAAGUUUGUCCCUUUCAUCGGGCUGGUGAAGGUCGGCCUCGUGGAGCAGAACUUCAGGUCCACCUCAGUUGACUCUGAUGACAUCAUACUGGGAUCUCCUCCCUCCCAAUCAGGAGCUCCAAUCAGCAUCACCUCCACCCCUCCCCCCUCCCCCUCCAUCAGCUGUCCAGGGGAGGUGAUGGGUCUGCAGGUAGACUACUGGAGCAGCCAGGCAGCAGGAGGAGGAGGAGGAGGAGGAGAGAAGAGGAGGGAGGUGGGGAUGAAGAACACGCUGAAGAGUAACUUUCGCUGCCUGCAGGUGUCGAGGCUCAGCGGAGGAGAACUGAUGAGUAUGACGGUGGUGAUGAAGGAGAAGAACAAGAAAGUCAUGUUCCUCAGUAAGAAGAUGAAGGAGAAGGAGGCGGAGUCAAGGAGUCAGAAUAUCGAAGGAAUCAGCCGACUGAUCUGCACCUCCAAACACCAACACACACUGAGAGUCUCGAUAGACGGAGUCGAGUGGAACGAUGUGAAGUUCUUCCAGCUCGCCGCUCAGUGGCCGACGCACGUCAAACACUUUCCUGUCGGGAUCUUCGGAUACAACAAACCCUGAACAACCUCCUCCUUCUCCUC